This is a messenger RNA of Ruditapes philippinarum (Manila clam), 1642 nucleotides long. RefSeq lists its product as uncharacterized. Bases 1 to 1374 code for a protein of 457 amino acids. The record is from RefSeq and is a predicted model, not a curated record. Lineage: Eukaryota; Metazoa; Mollusca; Bivalvia; Venerida; Veneridae. The transcript has 4 exons.
AUGGUUUAUGGGGCGGCCUCUACUAGUGAUGAUUCGGGUCUAAGUGCGGUGGUUAUUGCUAUAAUUGUUAUAGUGUGUGUCCUAGUUCUUCUCGCCGUGAUUAUAAUUGUUGUCUGCUGCAUCAGAAAAAAGAUAAGACAGGACCAAUCUCAAUCACAAAAGACGACGGAGGAAUCAAAUGUUAAACCUGGAAUGAAAGGUACGAAACGACCGAAAUCUUCUAAUGACCUUGAUUCAGCUCGUCUCAUUAAUGAGCAAAAUAAAGCUAAGCUAGCAAAGAAAUUAGCAAAAAAGAAAGAAACUCGUACGAUUGCUGUACAAGCCUCGAUCUGGACAGCGCCGAUAAAAAGGACAACGACAGCCCUUUCGACUGAACCUCUAAGAUCCAACUCUCAAAGCUCCUUGAAAUUUAUCCCGUAUAUCCGUAAACAAGUAGUCAUUGCAAAGCCGCCAGUCGAGAUGAACAACGUGACAAGGUCAAAAACAACGCUGGAACAUAAUAACCACAAUAGCAAACAUCCUACCGUAACAAGAGCUAAGACUACAUUAGAUAAAAAUGAUGGCGUUACAAAACAUGUUCCGAAAUACUUGGUAAAGAAAAAUACAGUAAAUAAUCCGAGACAAAAGAUAUUGAGACACAUGUCUGUAAUCAGUAGACAUUCUACCGAUUAUUAUGCUAAUGAAUUUGAAAGGCGUUUUCCAUUUCCUAAUGAAGGAAAUCCGAAUGAAUAUCACAAUACUUUAGACAUUCCCGAUGAGACUGAAGGAUUUCAAGACACAGAUGUGAACCAGCCUUCGAUAACAGCCCCAAAAGACAACGCACAAAGCAUUAAGAAAGAGAGGGAAGUGGGAUUUCGUGUCGAAAAUUUAAACCAUCGAGAAAAUACAAAGAAUUCCCUACGGUCCCGGCCUUCAACAACUGACGGAGUUUUAGGUGUUAAACUGAAAAACACGCCAGGGUCCAUCCGGAAAACUUAUUCAGAAGGUACAGACCAUUCUAAAUCGAUCUUGAAGUUUAGCUAUAACUCACCCUAUGCUAUGUCUGAAGCACAGAAAAAUUACUCUUUACAGAAAGCUGCCUGGAUACGACAUCAAAUAUCUAAAGACUUACACAAUAAAAAGCAUAUUGAACAAAUGAUAAAACUUGAAGGAGAAAGGGCAUUUGAUAAAUGGGUAAUCAACAAGCGAAAAUCAAUUUCAGUAACUCGCAGAAAAUACUCAAAAACUUCAUUUAAAACGCAUAAAACUGACUCGUCAGUAACGGGUAGUUCUAAAACAGAUGACACAGUAAAGGAAAGUUCUAACGACGCCGUGGAGUCAAUAAAGGAUGGUUUAAACACAGUUGAAUCAGUAAAUAAUAUUUCCAACUCGUGAACACAAACGUAUUUAUCCAUUUUUAUUACAACAAUUGAAAAUUUUAAUGUGUUUUUAAUUGUUACAAGCAUUUUAUUCAAAUUAUAUUAUUUUCCGACUCAGUCUAAGAUAAUUUGGAUAGACAAUGUUGUGAAAUAUGAAUAGUAAUCGAGUGACCAACAGCAUUAAAUCUGAUUCAAAAGAAUGGUGUAGUACUUUGGUGCCGUUGGUAUUUGUAAGAUUUGAGGUUGGUUUUUUUGUGUGUUUUUUUUGUUUUUUUUUUGUUGGU